GAGAUGGCCCACGUGUUCCAGGGUUACAUAACGCAACUAGUGCUUGUAUAAAAGGUGAUUGAUGAGCAGAUCCCUUGAAAAAUAUUGAGGGCGCUAAAACAGAAACACCUGCUGUGUGUGCAACACGAUCUUGGUACUCUGUACGUGACAUGCAUAUCCCGCAUGUGUGUACGAAACUUAACUCGUGAUUCUGAGUACACUGGCGUUUGCAGCUAAACAACGAUCAAAGUCUCGGACAACACUUUACUUGACGGCAAAUUUUAUAACAGGAGAAGACUUAUUGAAUCUGCCAGAACUCCGUGCUGACAAUGUCAAGCCAAGAAGAAAGCGGGCCCGGCGUAGGUACGCUGCUCAUCAACUGGGCCCUGGAAUACGACACGCAGAAGAUUGUCCACAUCAAGAAUAAGACCAUCGGGCUACUGAACAGGCUGAUUCAGUUGGCCAUCAUCGGCUACAUCAUCGGAUAUGCUAUUAUAUACAAGAAAGGUUACCAGUCUACAGAUGAUGUCAUCAGCUCCGUGACUACCAAAGUGAAAGGCGUGAUCUACACAAACAUUACUGACUGGCCAGAUCUCCUAAUCACGGACACAACGCCAUACAACAGGAUCUGGGAUGUCUCUGACUAUGUCAUUCCUCCACAGGAAUCCGACGCCUUUUUUGUCAUGACCAACAUGAUCAUUACCCCCGACCAACAGAGAGGGCAGUGUCCUGAGGAUCCCAAAAUUGCCAAUGUUGCCUGUGAUCCAAAAGUGCCGUCAGAUUGUAAAAAGGGCGAACGAGUCAUCAAUGGAAAUGGUGUUCGGACUGGUAAAUGCGUGCCUUACCAUUUUCCUAAUGGAACUACAACUGACACAUGUGAAAUUGAUGCUUGGUGCCCAGUGGAGUAUGACAUGAACCCAACGAAUGUUACAGCAGUCUUGAAUGAAUCUGAGCGGUUCACCGUGCUGAUCAAGAACACUGCUACCUACUCCAAGUUUCACUUCUCCAAGCGUAAUAUAUUGGAGAGUUCCAACACCAGUUACCUUAAAGGCUGCAUGUACAACAACCAUUUGGAUCGAUUCUGUCCGAUCUUCAAACUCGGCGACAUCAUCGAUGCGACCGGCGAAGACUACAAUGCCUUAGCUUACAGCGGUGGUGUCAUUGCCAUCUCUAUCAACUGGGAUUGUAAUCUGGACUACAACUGGGAUGACUGCACGCCCGUUUACACUUUCGCAAGGCUGGACAACAAAAACGCAAAGUUGGCAAAGGGGUACAACUUCAGGUUCUCCAACUUUUACCAAGAUGCAAAUGGCACAGACACGCGGACACUGUUCAAAGCCUACGGGAUCAUGUUCAAGGUGAUAGUGACCGGAACGGCUGGCAAGUUUGACUUCGUGCCGCUGAUGCUGAAUAUUGGAUCGGGCUUGGCUCUCCUGACCAUAGCCACAUCUGCCUGCGACAUCAUUGUGUGUUACGUCAUGAAGGGGCAUGCUUACUACAAAAAGAAGAAAUAUCUCAAUGUGCAAUCUGGAGCUGAUAACGACCCUGAUUACGAGAAUUUUUCGUGAGUCGGUGUGCAAAGUAUCACAAGCAUCUUAGGAGACCCAUCAGAUGAAAAGGAAGUGCCUUUAUAUAGACAGACCAUUUUUUUAUCACAGAAUUGAAAAAACACAAUCAUGAUACUUGAAAUUGUGAGAUGAUGCUCUGAAAUUAAGUAAAUGUUGCAGUAAUCAGGAUGAUUUUGUCUGAAAUAUUUUGUAACUAUGUAGAAGUUUCCAUUCCAAAUUGGUUUAUGCAACAAUAAUUUUUCAAUCAUUUCUUUGUAUUGUAUGAAGUUGCAGGUUAGAUUUUGAUGUGAGCCUUUUUAUGCAGCUUUUAUAAACACCAAAAUAAACUCUUGACAACUUUUCACUGUAUAUUUCUCUAUGAAUUUGAUUUUUUUUUGUAUGUCAAAUGGUAAAAUUUAAUGUUCAGAUUGUCUUUGUUAUCUUAAUAUCAUGGACUUUUGCAUGUAUUAUGUAAAGAGCAAUAAGAAAUGAAAAGUACUAUUUUCUUCUGGUACUUUCUGUUUUUGUUUGUUUGUAUUUUUGAUGAUUGGUUCAUUAUUAUGAUGGAGGAAUAUAUUUUUGAAUGCCAGCGUAUAGAUCUAUAAUCCAUAAUUUUGAGUAGUGUCACUGAUAUUGCAGUUUGUUGCGAAUUCAGUGAGUAUAAAAAACACAUUUUUAUGGCAACCCAUUUUGUGAAAUUGAUAAUGUAUAUUUUACAAAUCCUACUAGAUGUUAUAUUUUCGAUUAUCGUGAUGCAGAUCUGUGUAUUGCUGCAUUACCUUUUGUAUGACUUCUUUCCCAACGGCACUUUGUGGGGAUGAGUUACUUACGAUGUGCCUUGAAGGGUUGUGUUAAAAUGGUGCAUUUUUGUAAUUAUAACAAUGCUCCUUGCAUCCCAUCCAACAAAAAAAUGCACCUGUUAAGCUUUUGCUUUUUUUAUCGUGUAGCUGUAGAGAUAAGGCAUAGGUACUUAAAGGCAUAUAGAAUCAUUUGCUUUUAUGCAUUUUGUUCGUCUCCAUUAAAGGGAAUGUACAA
Messenger RNA from Patiria miniata (bat star), 2561 nucleotides. RefSeq names its product P2X purinoceptor 4-like (gene p2rx4). Gene Ontology annotation, cellular component: nuclear inner membrane; plasma membrane. The record is from RefSeq and is a predicted model, not a curated record. Gene Ontology annotation, biological process: monoatomic cation transmembrane transport; response to ATP. NCBI's taxonomy places the organism in Eukaryota, Metazoa, Echinodermata, Asteroidea, Valvatida, Asterinidae. The transcript has 12 exons. The coding region runs from base 309 to 1547 and encodes 412 amino acids. Gene Ontology annotation, molecular function: extracellularly ATP-gated monoatomic cation channel activity; purinergic nucleotide receptor activity.